Messenger RNA from Melitaea cinxia (Glanville fritillary), 3034 nucleotides. RefSeq names its product tyrosine-protein kinase Fer (gene FER). The record is from RefSeq and is a predicted model, not a curated record. The transcript has 14 exons. Gene Ontology annotation, biological process: peptidyl-tyrosine phosphorylation. Gene Ontology annotation, molecular function: ATP binding; non-membrane spanning protein tyrosine kinase activity. Lineage: Eukaryota; Metazoa; Arthropoda; Insecta; Lepidoptera; Nymphalidae. The coding region runs from base 292 to 2895 and encodes 867 amino acids.
CGUCGUGCGCCGUUACCGAAUAGACGUGUGACUCGCGCCUCGCUUUAUUCGACGCAAACAUUUUUAUCGGACCGUUUUUUGCUCGUUGCGUUCUAAUUCGUUUCGUCGGCUCGGUGCUAACUAUAAAAUAAAAAGCUCCAUUCGCUUACGUUACAUAUUUCGAUUAUACGUCGUCGGUUUGUAAUCUUUUGUUACGGAGUGACGUAAAGCACGGUGUAGUGAUAACGGAAAGUGAUGUGAUUUGUGCUGUGUUUACAUUAUGAUGUGCGUGGUAGUGUAGGAGGCUGCAUCAUGGGGUAUGCGACUAACAGCACGGGGCGGGCGGCGCACGAGGCAUUACUGGCCCGACAGGAUGCCGAGUUGCGUCUGAUGGAGACUAUGAAGCGAAGUUUGCAGGCUAAAAUGAAAAGCGAUAGAGAGUAUGCUCUCGCGUUGUCCGCCGCAGCCGCACAAGGACAAAAGAUGGAUAAAUGCGAGGAACUGAACGGUUCAGUCAUAGCCUUGGCAUGGCGGACGAUGACCGAAGAGUGGGAGAACACCAGUCGUUUGAUAAAGGCUAAUGCUGAGGCUUUGGACUCCAAAGCCUUGGACCGGCUCAAUACACUCAUGACAGACAGGCGGAAGGCUCGCAAAGUGUAUCAGGAAGAUCAUAGUAAAAUUUCUUCGCAAUUCACACAGCUCUCAGAAGAGGUCCAGAGGAAACAGAGCGAGUAUCAGAAGUGCCUCGAGUCUUACAAACAGAUGAGGGCGAAAUUUGAGGAGAAUUACCUUAAAUGUCCGACCAGCCGAGGCGGUCGCAAAUUGGACGAGACCCGUGACAAGUACGGCAAAGCUUGUCGCAGACUGCACAGAGCUCACAAUGAAUAUGUGUUGUUACUGGCGGAGGCGACGGAGUGCGAACGAGCGCUACGCACUGCUGCUCUCCCUGCGCUGUUGGACCAGCAACGGCGGUUGGGAGAGGCUAUGGCUUCUUCGUGGAAAGGAAUUCUGGUGGAGGUGGCGCAGAGGUCGGAUUUCGGGACCGAGAAGUUUAAAGAAAUACAAAACAAGAUUGACUCAACCGUACAGAACUUGAGGCCGCAGGAAGAAUACAAAGAGUUUAUAGACAAGUACAGGUCACCGCCCUCAACCCCAGUUUCAUUUAACUUUGACGAAAGCUUAGUGGAAGAUACGAGCGGUAAGCUACAACCAAACCAAUUGACAGUCGACAAUUUAACUGUUGAGUGGCUCAAGGAGAAGUUAACGGAAUUGGAGACGUUAUUGCAAGACAAUCGGGAGAAACAGACGGCGCUACAGGGACCAGAGAUUAUAGGGAAUGGCGUUUGUAAAAAUAACAAUACUGGGAUGACAAAUGGAGUGAAUGGUAUCGAUAGGCACUCCCCACCCCCGAUCCCGGUGACGACGGCGGAGCCGGUGAAGCUCCUGGAGCUGCGCGUGUCGGAGCGCAAGUGCGCGCGGCAGGCGGAGAUGAUCCGCGCGGCGCUCGCCGAGCUCGGCUGCGAGGAGGCGCCCAGCGGCUGCCCCGACCUGUCCGCGGAGGCCGUGGGCGUCGACAGCCUGGACGGCAGCUCGCCCGACCACCAGGACCGAUCGUCACUUGGAUCGAAAGCAUCAAUAGACGCUUUCCGAUUGCACCUACACUCUAUCGUACCACCAAAGCCGUUCUUCAGAUUAUUUACGCGUCCUUUCCGACGCAAGUCAGUACCGUCCAGCCCCGCAUUACCACCAAAGACGUACAGAAGCAGCAGCGAGGGACCUUCCGACUCGGUGAGCGUCAGUGAGACGGAGCGAUCAUUGGUGGACCAAGAAUGGUUCCACGGAGUACUGCCCAGGGAGGAAGUGGUGCGAUUGUUGAGGGCCGAUGGAGAUUACUUAGUUCGAGAAACAACCAGGAACCACGCGAGACAACUCGUUUUGUCUGUCUGUUGGGGGCAACAUAAACAUUUUAUUGUGCAGACCACACCAGAGGGACACUACAGGUUCGAAGGCGCCGCGUUCCCAUCGGUCGCGGAACUGAUCGCGUGGCAGCGCACCAGCGGCGUGCCCGUGACGGCGCGCUCGGGGGCGCUGCUGCGGCGCGCCGUGCCGCGCGAGACCUGGGAGCUGAACAACGACCGCGUGCAGCUGCUGGACAAGAUCGGCCGGGGUAACUUCGGUGACGUAUACAAGGCGCGCCUGCUGCCCACAGGGCAGGAGGUGGCGGUGAAGACGUGCCGCGUGGCGUUGCCGGAGGACCAGAAGCGCACAUUUCUGCAGGAGGGCCGCAUCCUUAAGCAGUACUCGCACCCCAACAUUGUGCGCCUCAUUGGCAUUGCGGUGCAAAAACAACCAAUUAUGAUAGUCAUGGAACUCGUGCCGGGUGGAUCUCUCUUAACCUUCCUACGGACAAGGUCGUCGAACCUCACAUCCCGAACUCUGUUAGCGAUGUGUAGAGACGCUGCAGCGGGAAUGAGAUACUUGGAAUCUAAGAACUGCAUACAUCGCGACCUCGCAGCCAGGAACUGUCUUGUUGGAGAUGAUAAUAUCGUGAAGAUAUCGGACUUCGGCAUGUCUAGGGAAGAGGAAGAGUACAUCGUAUCAGGUGGCAUGAAGCAGAUACCCAUAAAGUGGACCGCUCCAGAGGCUCUAAAUUUCGGUAAGUAUACGUCCCUGUGCGACGUGUGGAGCUACGGCGUGCUCAUGUGGGAGAUCUUCUCCAAGGGCGACACUCCGUACGCUGGCAUGAGCAACUCUCGCGCCAGGGAAAAGAUUGAUAACGGAUACCGCAUGCCGGCGCCCGAAGGCUGUAUCGAGGAUGUGUAUGCACUCAUGUUGCGUUGUUGGGAGUACGAGCCCGAGAAGCGACCGCACUUUCACCAAAUAUAUACCAUUAUUGACAACAUUUACAACAGAUAACAGAUACACAGAUACGCAAGUCACAUUCAAAAUUGCGCCUAACUGACAGAUGUGACUUAAGGGAAUGAGAUAAGCGAAAUAUUUCUUUAAUAUUAAUAUGUACUCAUAUUAUUAUGUAAAAUAAUUUUAUUUUUAGCUA